Molecule: messenger RNA, 1332 nt
Organism: Trematomus bernacchii (emerald rockcod)
Lineage: Eukaryota; Metazoa; Chordata; Actinopteri; Perciformes; Nototheniidae
Product: secreted frizzled-related protein 5
Exons: 4
Coding region: 23-1165 (380 amino acids)
Biological process (GO): non-canonical Wnt signaling pathway; negative regulation of canonical Wnt signaling pathway; canonical Wnt signaling pathway
Molecular function (GO): Wnt-protein binding
Source: RefSeq, a predicted model, not a curated record
UUUUUCUAACCUCUGCCCCAGGAUGCCUGCAGUGCUCUGCCCUUAUUUAAUCAGAAAGCCUUCUCCUCCAGCCUCCCUACUAUUUCUCUUUCUGCUCGCCGGGCUAAGCAGCACAAUAGCGCUUGGUAGAGUAAGGGCAGGGCUGGAGGGACGAGCGAGGGCUGAGGGAAGGGUUAGAUCUGGAGUAAAAAACAAAAGCGGGGACAGGGCAAGUAUUGAGGGCAACACCGAAACUGGAUUUGGAGAUAUUCGUGUUUCUAGACCAAGAGCUGCAGCAGGAGAGGAUGUUGAGGAGUGGGGGGAGCCUGAUACUACUACUGGCUACAGGUCCAUGCUUUCUAUAGGUGAGGGUGGACUAUGGGAGCCCCGCAGUUCCUCUCGCUGUGUCCCUAUACCAUCAGGCAUGGCCUUGUGCCAAAACAUUGGAUAUGACACUAUGAGGAUGCCCAACCUUCUGGGACACGAGUCUCCAGCUGAAGCUAUACAACAGAGCGCCAGCUGGUUGCCACUGCUGGCCAGAGAGUGCCACCCCGAUGCCCGCAUAUUCCUCUGCUCUCUCUUUGCACCCAUCUGCCUCGACAGGUUUAUAUCGCCUUGUAAAAGUUUGUGCGAAUCUGUACGAGACAGCUGUGCACCAAUCAUGAGUUGUUAUGGCUACCCCUGGCCAGAAAUACUGCGCUGUGACCAGUAUCCUGCAGACCACCUCAUGUGUAUCUCCUCUAUCACCAACAGCACUGUUCACACAGGGGGGCGAAGAGCACCUCAGGCAAGCUGUCGGGAUUGUGAGCUGGAAGAGGCCUCCUCUUCAAAAGACGUACUGGAGACAUUUUGUAGAAGUGAUUUUGUUCUGAAACUGCGUCUAAAACGUCUCAAGGACAGCCUAGUUAGCCUGUCUCAGUUCUCGCUGGCUGCAAAGCUGGAUGUUCUAAAGCAUGGACCACUGUUAGGAGGGGAGAUCCGGUCCCGCAUCGAGCUGUGGCUGGAGAGGGAUGCCACCUGUUUAAGGAACAUGACGCGACACCACCCACGGGGCGGGACCUUCCUGGUGACAGGCACAGUGCAGGGGGAGCGCCUGGUGGUCAUUAAGGCUUUCGCCUGGCAUAGACGACACAAGAACCUGAAGGCAGCUGCGCGCAAAUGGAAACAUCAUAGAUGCAGGAGCUAGGUUUUAUGUGCAUGGUUAGAAUUAUGACUCAAAUGAGCUGUGGAACUAGCAUUAAACAGGUAUGCAGAAAUGACAGAAAUUGAAUGAAAGGACAGCAUUUACAUUUCAACUGAAUACCUGUGAUGGUCAAUUAUGCUUGGUCUAUUAUUUAAAAAUCCAUUGUUAAC